Molecule: messenger RNA, 1877 nt
Organism: Mizuhopecten yessoensis (Yesso scallop)
Lineage: Eukaryota; Metazoa; Mollusca; Bivalvia; Pectinida; Pectinidae
Product: transcription factor AP-1-like
Exons: 1
Coding region: 220-1095 (291 amino acids)
Biological process (GO): regulation of cell population proliferation; regulation of transcription by RNA polymerase II; regulation of cell cycle
Cellular component (GO): transcription regulator complex
Molecular function (GO): transcription factor binding; RNA polymerase II cis-regulatory region sequence-specific DNA binding; DNA-binding transcription factor activity, RNA polymerase II-specific
Source: RefSeq, a predicted model, not a curated record
UUGAAGCCAUACCACAUUCUGCCAGCGAAAGAAAAGUUUUGAAAGGGGCGCUGAAAUAAGAACAUUAAGGAGUGAGUCAUAUUUUUCUGCACAUGGACGUUGUGAAGUAUUAGUCAUCGAUUGACAGUUUUGGAAAUAUAAAUACUGCUGUGAAUCAAGGUUUUUAAACAACUUUGAUUUUUUGUGAAACAAACUUUCAAAACAACGGACUAGCGAACAAUGGAAACGCAUGAUACAACCUUCUAUCACGAUCACGGAAUAAGCGGCGUGAAGAUGGAGAACCAAGUAGUAAGUCAACUUAAACGAAAAAUGACUCUAGAUUUUGAUAGCAGUUCACCGAAAUCGAAACAAUUGAAAAUGGGGAAUUUAUUACAAUCGCCUGACUUGAACAUGUUGAAAUUGGCGUCUCCAGAAUUGGAGAAAAUGAUAAUUCAAGCUAAUGGCAUGGUGACAACCACACCCACACCAACUCAGUUUCUUUUCCCGAAGUACGUGACAGAUGAGCAGGAGGCAUACGCCCGGGGAUUUGUGGAGGCUUUGGCCCAACUCCAUGGUACGAACCCCGAGGAUGAAAACGAUUUUGAUCACGACGACGAUCUGUCUGGGUCCGAAUCUGAUACUUCGUCAUUGUCAUCGGUCAGUAAGGGUACAUAUGCACUACCCACAACGUCCACACUGACCUCCCUGAGUACUACCACCACCCUCCCCGGGGGUAUCGUGCAAAUCAAUCACAAACCUGGCUCCCAGGCAUCUGGAGGGAUCAACAACAGGUUCAGAACCAAGGAUGAAUCGCAGAUAGUCCCAAGUUUUGGAUCUUCACCACCUCUCUCCCCAAUUAACAUGGAGAGCCAGGAGAGAAUUAAAUUGGAGCGAAAACGUGCUAGAAACAGGGUGGCAGCUAGAAAGUGUCGUACGCGGAAACUUGAGAGAAUUUCUCGGUUGGAAGAUAGGGUAUCAGACUUGAAAGGACAAAAUACAGAUUUGGCUACAACAGCCACAUCUCUCAGGGACCAAGUGUGUAAACUGAAGCAGCAAAUUAUUGAACAUGUCAGCAGUGGUUGUCAAAUUAUGAUGACAAACUCUCUCAACUUCUAAACAUGUGCCUUUCCAGUGUGUGAACUGACAAUUUGAAUGUGUUCGAAAAAUUCAUUUGAAAGAUGAUAUGUACAUUUAAAAGUUUUUAUUCUGAUAACACAUGGAAUUCAUUUCUGUAGCAAUACAGGAGAAUUAUUUAAAUUUUAUAUUUUAUUCAGAAAAAAACCUUUGAUCUGAACAUAUUGAUCUAGGACCGAAUUUUGCCAGUGCCAAGUGUGUAAAACAUAAAUGUGAUGCAGGUCAAUAUCGUUUGCAUGGUCUCGAAAAAGUCACUGUUUCAAUAUAACCUAAACUCCUUCGAAGAAGGUAGAAUCUUUCUUUCUCUUGUAUAAAAAAAAUAAGAUAUAUAAACAUUUGAUUUAUUUACAAGUCAAGAUAACAUGAUUUUAAAUCAUGAUAGUUCCUACACAUUCUUGUCAAAAUGCAAUUAAGUGCUCAAUAAUGUUACUGGGGAUGGGUUGGGAUAUUACGUUUGGAGAAGUGACAGGUUAAUAUUACAGAUAACUGUUUCCAAGUUUUAACUGCAAAUUGUGAUAUUGUUCCAUUAUCAGUUUUACGCCUCAUUACAUAUACCAGUCUUGUAAAUAACACAUUUAUUAUUUUGUUCAUUGGUAUUGUGUGGAUCACAAUAGAUUUACACCACGAUAUCCGUAUCAUUGUAUUAUUAAAUCAUUAUCAUAUUAUUACAAAGAUUCACCUAAAUCAAAUUUCAAUGCUUUGUAUGUUAUUUUGCAUAAUUUAAAACUUUUAUAUGAAAUUAAAUGUUGAUAUUUUUGCAGAAA